This is a messenger RNA of Frankliniella occidentalis (western flower thrips), 526 nucleotides long. RefSeq lists its product as uncharacterized. Lineage: Eukaryota; Metazoa; Arthropoda; Insecta; Thysanoptera; Thripidae. The coding region runs from base 73 to 381 and encodes 102 amino acids. The record is from RefSeq and is a predicted model, not a curated record. The transcript is spliced from 2 exons.
CGAGAUACUGUGGUAUAAAGGGUGAAGCCAGCGGUUCAGAAGUCAACAGAAGGUGUCCCUCUCUGUAGAACAAUGAACCGCUCCGUGAUCGUCCUUUGCGUGCUGGUUGCGAUGGUGGCCGCGCUGACGUUGGCCGCCCCCGCCGGCAAGACGCCCAAGGUGGAGUGGACCAAGGCGCCGGGCAGCCCGACGGCGCGCCGCACCAUCACGGACUCUGCGGGCCAGCAGAUCCACCACAGCACCGACACGAACACCGGCCACCGCACCACCGGCUUCCUGGCCAAGGGCGACAACGCGCGCGCCUCCUCGCCCACGCAGCGCAUCGGGCAGCCCAGCACCGGCGGCAAGCCCUCCACCAGCAAGAAGGGCAAGGGCAAGUAGGACCCCCUGCUCAACCACUGAAAUGGUGCAUUUCCUCGUCCUUUUUUGUAUUUUUAAAAAAUGCAAUCGUGCUGCUUGAAAUUUGUCAAAAGCCCACCCAGAAUACAUAUAGCGCCCAAUAAAAGUUCAGUAUUUUGCAUUCCAA